AUUAAUGCACCGGUAAACGAGACCUGAAUAUGAUGACCUAUAAAACCUGCCGCACUUUUAGGUGCCGAAUAGUCGAACCUCCACUUUGCGAAAGUGUGUCAGCGUCAGUCUGGGCUGUGUGGUUUACAGAGCAAGAUCAAAGUCACCAACAGACAGAGACCAACCAAGAUAGUGACAUCAUCGGAGGACUUCCGCCGCAUUGCUGACUCUGAUGCUGAUCAGGAUAAAAAUCAGAGCUUUAACCAGCCUCUGUCAGAAUCAACACCGACCAAGAGUGUGAGGCCUGCGUGCACCUGGACCUCCAGCAGAGCCCGAGCAGCCUUCAGGACAACCAAACCCAAAGGACAAGGACGUCUGAGCCAGAAACCCGAUGAACAUUAUGGCUUCUAAGAUGACGGUUGCCUGUGUGGUGGCAGUGAUGAUGAUGAUGGUGAUGACGGCAGAGGCAGCAGCCAUGCCUCGAGGCCACUCAAAGGUGGAAACCGUUCCCCUGCAGCUGGACUUCAACGCUAUAGUCCCUUCCAGAAGCAUCCGGGCGCUGGAGAACGCCUCCAUCUCCCCAUGGACGUACAACGUCUCCCACGACUCAUCCCUGUUCCCUCCUCUGCUGUCGGAGGCUCGCUGUUUGCUGCAGGGCUGUCUGAACGCCGACGGCCUGGAGGACCUGAGUCUGGAGUCCCGGCCCAUCAUGCAGCAGGUGCUGGUGCUGCGUCGGGUCGGGUCGGGUCGGACGGGCGACCACCACGGCUACCACUUCAGGCUGGAGUCACGCGUCAUCGCUGUGGGCUGCACCUGCAUCCGCCCCAUCAUCCAACACCAGGAGUGAAGGAGCAGAGCUCAGAUCAGCUGCCAGGUCCCAACUAAAUUAUUAUUAUGCCCUCAAACAUGAGUUGCAGUCUUAAAACCAGUUUUAUCUACUUUGUGUGGUUUUAGAGCUGUUGCUGCCAACAUGCUGCUCUGCAACCCACAAUCGUGUUCUGUCAUGUUUCCUUUAUUAAAUUUAACAGCUGUCAGUAAAAAGACUACAACAUUAUCACUGGGCUGUUUGUAUGUUGUAUUGUAUUUAUUUAAGUUAGUAUUUAAGUGCUUUGGUUUGAUGGAUAUUUAUUGGUUUUACUGAUGUUAAUGUAUUUAAGUGUCAGAGGCUGAACAUGGUGCAUCAAUAAAGGAGCAAACUAA
Messenger RNA from Betta splendens (Siamese fighting fish), 1179 nucleotides. It is a transcript of the gene il17a/f1, whose product is annotated as interleukin 17a/f1. The record is from RefSeq and is a predicted model, not a curated record. Lineage: Eukaryota; Metazoa; Chordata; Actinopteri; Anabantiformes; Osphronemidae. The transcript is spliced from 3 exons. Gene Ontology annotation, biological process: inflammatory response. Gene Ontology annotation, cellular component: extracellular region. Bases 371 to 826 code for a protein of 151 amino acids. Gene Ontology annotation, molecular function: cytokine activity.